Mytilus trossulus (common blue mussel) is the source of this 2780-nucleotide messenger RNA. Its product is annotated as putative ankyrin repeat protein RBE_0220. Gene Ontology annotation, molecular function: protein binding. The transcript has a single exon. The record is from RefSeq and is a predicted model, not a curated record. Bases 18 to 788 code for a protein of 256 amino acids. Lineage: Eukaryota; Metazoa; Mollusca; Bivalvia; Mytilida; Mytilidae.
GUGAUUCACCUGUAAUAAUGGCUUGUUUACAUGGUCAUACAGAAAUAGUUAAGAUGUUGUUAGACAGAGGAGCAGACUAUAAUAAAUAUGGAAGGUAUGGUGAGUCACCUGUAAUGAAGGCUUGUGAAAAUGGUCAUAUAGAAAUAGUAAAGAUGUUGUUAGACAGAGGAGCAGACUAUAAUAAAUGUGAUGUAGAUGACAGUUCACCUUUAAUUAAGGCUUGUGAACAUGGUCAUACAGAAAUAGUUAAGAUGUUGUUAGACAGAGGAGCAGACUAUAAUAAAUAUGGAAGGUAUGGUGAGUCACCGUUAAUGAAGGCUUGUGAAAAUGGUCGUGUAGAAAUAGUUAAGAUGUUGUUAGACAGAGGAGCAGACUAUAAUAAAUGUGAUGAAGAUGACAGUUCACCUUUAAUGGAGGCUUGUGAAAAUGGUCAUAUAGAAAUAGUUAAGAUUUUGUUAGACAAAGGAGCAGACUAUAAUAAAUAUGGAAGGUAUGGUGAGUCACCGUUAAUGAAGGCUUGUAAAAAUGGUCGUGUAGAAAUAGUUAAGAUGUUGUUAGACAGAGGAGCAGACUAUAAUAAAGGGUAUAAUGUUGGUCAGUCACCUGUAAUGAUGGCUUGUGAAUAUGGCCAUACCGAAAUACUGAGAAUGUUGUUAGACAAAGGAGCAGACUGUAGUAAAUGUGAUGGACAGGGUCAGUCAGCUUCAAAGAUUGCCUAUAAAAGAGGAAACAAAGCUAUAAUUGCUAUGAUUCAUCAACAUACCAGUCAGAAAAUAGUUCGAAAAUGAAGUUUAAUAAAAAAAAAAAUCAAAUGCUUAAAAGGCAACAACAAUGAAAACCAAGGAGUAAACAAAGACUCACAAAACCAAAGGACAUUUACAUCAACAGUUACAAAUAAUAAUUAAGAAAUAACAUGAACUCCACUUAGAACCGUGAUUGAAAUCAGGUGCUCCGGAAGGGUAAACAUUUCCUUUCCUUUCUUUGACUGCAGUGAGUAUGGCAGUAAGAACUUUAGAAAGGGGUUUAGUGGAACACUUGGAAGAACCUGCAAUAUACCUUUCCUUAUCAGGAUUCUUGUGAAGCUUGGGAAUCCAAUAUAAGGAUGGAAGAUCCUGGUCUUCAUCCUUUGGAUUAACACCAAAGAAGAUUAGAACCGAUUUGUGGUUUUCCAGGAUCUCCUGCUUCGUAAGCGUACUUAGUGUAUAUGUAGGAUUUCCAAGUGUGUUAUUUGUCCCCAGUUCCUUAAUCAGGCAGUCAAUGUAUUGUUUCUUGCAAACAAAAACAAUAUUGUUUGAGGCUUUGUCAGCUCGAACGACAACAUAUUUGUCAUGGAGGCGAGACAACUCCUCUAUAACAUGAGGGUCUUUAAAGAUGAAAGGAGCUUUGGUGUUGACCCUUUAAGCUUACUUAUUCUUAUCUGAAUCAGUGACCUCACUGAUUUUACCCACUCCGAAAGAGUGUCAACCUCAACUUUUUCUCUUUUUCCCCAGUCUUUUGCAUAACCCUCAACAGAAUCCAUUAGUUGUUUGAAGUUCUGCUUCCAAUUGAUUGGCUCUGGCUCUGUGUAUUUCGGACCCUUUGACAAAAAUUGUCUCAACUUGUAAUUAUUGACUAUGUUCAGAAAUUACAUGGCCAGCAGGAGUAUACACGAAAAGGGAAUGGGAACAGGCACAAUCAGGUGGUUUACCUUUAAAUUUGAGGUCAUCAAUAUUUAGAUUCUGCAACACUUUUUUGUGAUUAAACAUUUUAGAUGCAACAGGGUUGGUGUAGUAAUAGGAUACUAUAGGAGAAGAUCUAAAGUAAUAAGGAAUGUUGCUUUUUACUCUUUUUUGGUGAAAAUUAUUACUUAUAUUGAUAGCAUCAAAAUCCCCUUGUUUGUGAACUUCAAAUUUUUGCAGUUCCUCCGAAUGUUCAAAAACGGGUCUGAAUAAUCUAUAGUUAGCAAUAUCCAUCACCAUGGCAACUAUUUUAAUGUUUUAAAGGCUGUCAUUAAUAUUUAACCCCGUCGCAUUUUUGCACCUGUCCCAAGUCAGGAGCCUCUGGCCUUUGUUAGUCUUGUAUUAUUUUAAUUUUAGUUUCUUGUGCACAAUUUGGAAAUUAGUUUGGCGUUCAUUAUCACUGAACUAGUAUAUAUUUGUUUGGGGGCCAGCUGAGGGACGCCUCCGGGUGCGGGAAUUUCUCGCUACAUUGGAGACCUGUUGGUGACCUUCUGCUGUUGUUUUUUUCUAUGGUCGGGUUGUUGUCUCUUUGACACAUUCCCCAUUUCCAUUCUCGAUUUUAUUUGUUGAUAUUUAAACUUGUGUGUGGUAUAUGUUUAUACCUGUUAUAUUGAAAGUUCGAUAUUCUACCUUUUUUCUAGAGACUUUCUUGUUAUUGCUUACAUUACUUAAGGAUGUACUUAGGUCAGGUGUAGGAACUUGUGUUAGAUUUUUGUUUUGUCAUACGAUACAGGGUAAAAUAUAUUGCACCAUAACACCCAUUUUUCUUUUCAUAUAAGACUUCAAUAGCUCAUAAAAGGUCAUUUAACAAAAUUUUAGCAUAUUUUAGAUUUUUUUUUAUUUAAGCCCAAAUGAUACCGAUGCAAGUAUAAGGUAAAAGUCUGAGUCAACUAAUGCUCUUCUGACUUAGAGAAUCAAUUUUAAAUUCCAAAUUUGUUUUUUUUAUUUCACCUUAGUACAUCCUUAACCUAUUGAAGAUAUAUGUAUUUAAAUCCGUUGUAAAUACUAAUAUUAGUCCGUUUUAUUUACAAAAUACAAAUAUUAUGACAAGAUAUUUCAGUC